AUGGCCAUACCAGCUAGACUUUCUUGGGCUUUGAAGAAGAUUCUAGCCAGCAGAGAAACAAUACAAGAGGCUCACUCACAACAUGUCUAUGAUGCAGAUUGCUUCUCUAUAAAGAAGCUUUGUAGAGCUCUCAAAGGUGAUCAACCUACUAUGCAGUGGAGAAGGAUUAUUUGUAAUAAUAGAGCUAGCCCUAAAGCUCUUUUUAUUACUUGGUUAAUGUUGCAUAACAGGUUAGCUACAAAGAGCAGGCUGUAUGAGUGGAGAAUUCUCACUGACACCACCUGUGUUAUGUGCUCAGAUGCUAGUGAAACUGUCUCACACCUAUUUUUUGAAUGUCCAACUUCUAAGCAAAUCUGCACAUUAUGUCUUCAACAGAUAGGAAUCACUAAUCAUCACAGAGGUUUAGCUGAGGAAGUUAAAGUUGUUGCAGCUAAAGGUCAUAGCAAAAGACCCCAGAAUAGGCUGCUUUUGAUGUUUUUUGCUGAAGUUGUCUACCAUAUUUGGCAGCAAAGAAAUCUAGUUUUUUUGGAGGGAUUAGGUUAG
Beta vulgaris subsp. vulgaris (sugar beet) is the source of this 543-nucleotide messenger RNA. RefSeq lists its product as uncharacterized. The transcript has a single exon. NCBI's taxonomy places the organism in Eukaryota, Viridiplantae, Streptophyta, Magnoliopsida, Caryophyllales, Amaranthaceae. The record is from RefSeq and is a predicted model, not a curated record. The coding region runs from base 1 to 543 and encodes 180 amino acids.